Molecule: messenger RNA, 2491 nt
Organism: Polistes dominula (European paper wasp)
Lineage: Eukaryota; Metazoa; Arthropoda; Insecta; Hymenoptera; Vespidae
Gene: Rsph3
Product: Radial spoke head protein 3
Cellular component (GO): cilium
Source: RefSeq, a predicted model, not a curated record
CAAGAAACAAACGUACACUUUCGUUAAAAGUCCUAGAGCAAUAUUGCACAUGCAGAAAAAGUACAGAAAUCCACCGAUUAAUGUGAGAGAGAGAGAGAGAAAUAAGAAGAAAGAGUAAAUACAAGAAUGAAACAUCAAAUUCACUUUCAAGAUUACUUUGUAAAUGAGAUUGAAUUCCUGCAAUACCUGUAAGGUACGAGACCCAUCGAUUUUCUGCUAAAGUUCACUGAAAGGAUAUUACAUUGUUCAAACGUCAAGAUAAUGAAGAGUAUAAUAAAUUAACGUAUAAUCUCGCUAUGCCAACUGGAAUUUCAUCAACAUUGGCGUCAACCGCAAAUGUCAAAUCAUUUGAUUGUGAAAGAAAACAUUCAGGAGCUUUUACGAUUGUACAGAGAGACAAUUUAGGAUCGAUUUUACCUGUAGUACAUAUAAACAAUGAUAAUGAAGAGACAAAUUCAGGUAGAAAGUUGACAACUAGAGUGGACAACGUAAAGGACGAUCUUUAUACUCGUAGACGUAUUUGCAAAUCAAACGAACAUUUGUUUUUGGCGAGUCUUCAGGGUAAUCAGAUCAAUCCGUUGGAUAAAAAACAACGUACGAAGAGUCAAAAUAGUCUUGAGGAUGAUGACAAACGUCAAAAAAAGGAGAAUAAUUUGUUCGGAAAUGUGGAAAGAACUAGUAUUCAUCUUUCUACGGAAAAUUUCAACGAUGUACUUAACGCAAAGUUGAGAAAAAUUCAAGAAGACGAUGAAUCUUUACAAAAGUUACGUGGUGACAACACCAAGAGAAUUUCUCACGAAUCGAUUUCUCACGAACGUAGAAAGCCCUUUAUAACUACGGUUAAGUGCGGAGAGUUCUUAAUGCCACCACCGGAAGUAGCGGCACUUCUUGGCAUUGGCCCGAUCACGAACAUUCCGUCGGACAAUGCUGGUGGAACAAUAGGACAAACAAUCAUUUCUCAGAACGAUGAAAUUGAUAAUUGGCAAGGUCCUUCCCGUUCUAAACUGAAACCUUUGGUAUCGUUCGGCAAGAAACCAGAAGUACGUCAUAGCAAACACAAGGCAAGAUGUCAAGCGGCUGCGGCGGCAGCCAUCAAGGCCACCGUUAAUUUUGCACUUGACAAGACCAACGCAACUACCCUUGCUUUCUAUUCUUGUUCUGAACAACGUGCUAAGAGAAACAUGAAGUCUUCGAUCAGAGUCGACGGCCUAUUACUGAUGACACCGCGAGGUUUACCGAAAAAGUUGGAACCGAUCAAGGGCACGAUGCUGAAUAAGCUGCCUGGCCUUCGCGGCUGUGAUCAAACGGUCCCUUUUGGAAAUAUCAUGUACGAUCGGCGAGUGAUACGUGGAAGUACUUUCGCAGCCCCACCUGCCCUCAUCGAUGGAGAGCAAUCGAUAGCGGCAAGGCAAGCGGAAGCGAGAAGAAGACAUUUGGCAAGAAAAAGGGCGCAAGCACAAAUUUGUAGAGUCAUUAGAUCAGGAUCGCCACCGGCAGUCCCUGGCCGCAAGCACGAACCCGUCCAAACUGAGUUUUAUCUCGAGGAAUUGUUUGAGAAACCUGAUGAACUCGAGGUUGGCACACAAACCGAUUACUUCCUGGACAGGCCACCUACGCCAAAGUAUUGUCUUGUAAAAACCGGUGAGGAUGUCUCGACACAAAUCGAACCAGGAGACCUAUUCGAUUUCGAUCUUGAAGUACAGCCAAUUGUCGAAGUAAUCGUUGGUAAGACUAUUGAGCAAGCUUUGAUCGAGGUCUUAGAGGAAGAAGAAGUGGCAGCUUUACGAGAACAACAAAGAAGAUUCCGAGAAUUACGAGCUGCUGAGAAAGCCGAAGCAAACAGAUUGAAAGAACAAGAGAGAAGACUUCGAGAGGAAAAAGAUUUGCGCUUGAGACAACAUGAAGAAGCAGUGAAAAUUCAACAAGAAACAGAAGAUCGUGUCGCUGCUGCUGUUUUACUAACAGGAUAUAUAGCUGAACUUUUACCAGCUGUUUUAGAAGGUUUAAAAAUGUCUGGAUUUCUUCUUGAUGAGAUAAAAGCAGAUGUCGAGGAAGGUUUUAUGCCAUGGUUGAUGAAGGAAGUUAAAAAGGAGAUGGGUAAUAUGAUCGAAAGCAGAGAGUUGCUAAUGGUAAUUAUCAAAGAAAUAUUGGAAAACAGAGUAGAGACGUAUAGAAGAUUAGGUGAGGAGUAUGAUGGCCUUUCUGAAAGACGAAUAUCUGCCGACGAUAAUCAUUUGGAAGACGAAAAUAUUAGUCAAGAUGAAAAUUUUGUUAAUUACGAAGAACCAUUCUUUUUAAAGAAAUAAUAAUAAUAAUGAACAAAAUUAGGCCUGUCUACUACGUGCUCUGCUUUCAUAUUUUUUUCUUUUAAUUAUUCUUAAUAAUUAUAUUUCAUAUUUUAUAUUUGUGUGUGUGUAUGCCUUCGAAAAUUCCUGUAUAUUUUAUAAAGCAAUCAUUUAAUUAAGUUUUAAUAAAGGACAAUCAAAACGAA